UGCACUUCAGAAUUGUACUUGUGUGAAUCUGUAACCGGAUAACCACAGUAAAUGAAUCAAAGGAGUGAGGACUGUCAGUCGCGGGCUGACGUCGCUCCGCCUUUUACGCACGUCCUGCCCGCCCCGCUCAUUACCCAUGCGGCCACCCAGCGGACAGACAGCGGCUGCUGCACUUUGAAGUCCGCCUGUUGUGAUCAGUGAGCUGCUGAAGUCCGGAGAGAAGACACGCAGUGGGACGUUUCCUCCAAACACUCGGACUCUAUAAAGCCGUCUCCGCUCUUUUUACGCAUCGACGGGAAGGAACACCGUGUGCCGUUUUUCCUGGACUUUUCUUUUUUUCUUUUUCUUUUUUUUAAUUUCCUUUUUGGGGGAUUUUGAAAUCGGGAGUUUUUACAGAGAUGAGGAUGCUUUAAAACCAAGUAGCGCGCUGGGUCUAAAAGGCUUCACCGUCCUUCGGGACAUUUAAGGACGCCCGCUUGGAUUACAUUUACGCGUCAUAUUGUUUGUUUUGGACCAGACUAACGCGCAAUUUAAUCCGCUGCGCCCUCUCUCAAAUGAAAUAUCUCCCCCCAGGAUCAGCCACGGAUCGAGUUAGUAAGCUGAUCGCGCUCAGUGAGACCCCCGACUUUAAAAACUCUCGUCCCGGUGCCGUGGUCUCUUUGCUCACCCCUCUGGACCCACUUCGGCAGGCGAAGCGGCUUCCCAUCCGCGUCCUCAAGAUGUUGACCGCGCACACCGGACACUUGCUGCACCCGGAAUAUUUACAGCCUCUAACGUCCGCGCCAGUGAGCAUCGAGCUGGACGCCAAGAAGAGUCCCCUGGCCCUGCUGGCUCAGACAUGCUCCCAGAUUGGUAAACCAGACCCUCCGUCCUCCUCCAAGCUGGGAUCCUCCUGCAGCCAGGGGGACAAGGAGAGCAGCGUUCGCUCGUCCUCCUCCAGCCUGAAGCUGGGGGAGCACCGCCCCUCCCUGGACGACAAAUCCAGCUUCAAGCCUUACAACAAGAGCAGCGGGGACUGCCGCAGAGACGGUGUCACGAGCAGCAGCAGCAGCAGCAGCAGCAGCAGCUCCGGUGGCGACAAAGUCGGGUUCAGGGUGCCCGGCAGCAAUAACGUCGCCGCGAACGGGAGCUCGAGCGGCGGCCAGCAGCCUUACCCGCCUCACGCCGCGUCGCCCGGCUCCAGAGCCAACAGCAGCCCCCCGCCGGGCCACAAACAGGGCCUGUCCCCCGGCGGACAGACCACGUCGCACCCCCAGACCCCCAACGGUGAACCUGCGCACGAGCACGGCAGCCCCACGAGCACGAGCAGCAAUAAUAAUAACAACAACAAUAACAAUAAUAACAAUCCCAAAAAGGACGCUGACGUGACCAAGGCCAGCUCGGACAGUCCGCACCACGCGAACUCCAGCCACGUACGAGCCAGCACGAACUGCAGCAACGACAGCUCCGACGGCGGCUCCAACCACGAUGGGGGCAAAGCAGAGUCGGCCCCGCCCAGCCUCGGCCCGGGACACAUCACGCCCAUCUCCCCCUACAAGACCAGCCAGCCGCUCUUCCCCCUGCCCUCUUCUAACAUGGGCUACCACGGGUCCGUGGUGGGCGGCUACGCUGGCUACCCGUCCCAGUUCGUCCCCGGGCUGGACCCGACCAAGUCGAGCCUCGGCGUGGGGAGCAUGGGGGUCCCGGGGAAGCACCCGAGCUCCAGCCCCCUCACGGGCGCCUCCCCUCCCUCCUUCAUGCAGGGUUUGUGCAGGGACCCCUACUGCCUAAGCUACCCGAGCGUGUCCCACCUCGGCGGAAGCAACUGCAACUCCUGCAUCCACGACCCCUCCUCCAGCCUCAAGUCCAGCUUCCCCCUGGUGUACCCCUCCCACCCGCUCCACUCCCUCCACCAGAACUCCCUGUCCUCCAGCGUGUCCCCGUCCCUGUCCCACCCGCUCUACACGUACGGAUUCAUGCUCCCCAACGACCCCCUGCCCCACGCCUGCAACUGGGUCUCGGCCGCGGGGCCGUGCGACAAGCGCUUCACCACGUCGGACGAGCUCCUGGCGCACCUCCGCACGCACACGGCUCUGCCCGUGGGGAUGGACAGUAAGCUGCUCUCCGUGUCCUCCUCCGGACCGGCCUCCUGCCACCUCCACCUCCCGCACCAGAGCAGCCCGGGCUCCAUGCCGGGCUCCCUCUCUCUCAGGGCCCCGCCAAGCCUGGGCUUAGCUCGCUAUCACCCCUACAGCAAGGUCCACCUCCCCUCCGGGCCGUCCUCCAUCUCCCUGCACUCUCUGCCCACCACGGGGCCGUACUACCCCCAUUACGCUCUCUACAGUCAAAGACUUGGAUCUGCGUCCGCUCUUGGAUACCAGUAAUGCAGCGCCCACUUAAAUGUACUAAAAGAACAUUGAGAUAUUUUGGGAAAUUAGCCCUUUUUUUGCUUUUUUUUUUCUGGCAGAUUGACACCUUCUCUCAUGUCACGUCUGUUAAAUGUAAAGCUACAGACAGUUAGCUUAGCAUACAGGCAGCCUGGCGCCAUGUGACGAUAAAAACCCUAAAAUCAAUUUCAGUAUGAGUACAAAAAUUAAUUUCACAAGGUGCUAGUUAACUAACUUCUAAAGCGUGUUUGUUACCUGUAAACAAGUCAAGCUAGCCCUGUUUUUUUUUUGUUUUCAGCCUCUAUGCUAAGCUAGGCUAACAGGCUACUAGCUGUAGCUGCAUAUUUAGCGGGCAGACAUUGAGAGCGGUGUCUUUCCUCAUCCAGAAAGUUAAGCCGUUACGUUAAUCGCGGCGAGUUGCUGAGCGGAGAAGUGAGAGCGGCGCUGGAGUCCUGGGUUUUCACUUGAGAGCAUCUUCACUCUUUAUUUUAUAAACGGUGUGUUUCCAAUCAAACGUCAGAGGACACGUGGCUCGUCCUUGCAUGUCUGCGCUCUGCUCGGAUACUCGACCGCCUUGAGCUGAGCUGACUUUUUCUUUUUUUGUUUUUUUUUUGUUUGCAAAUUGACGGUUGGACGCUGCAUAAAAAAGCUCUUUGGAUGUUUCGGGGCCUCUCGCUGCUAAAUGACGAUGAUUUAGUGCAGAGAAAUGUCAGCGAGCUGCAGCUUCGCCUCUGAUGCAAGUCUGCAAAUCGCCCUCCUCCUCCUCCUCCUCCUCCUAGAGAUGCAUGUAAAUUCACAGCGUUACACCACUAACUGCUCCAUGGUGUGUAAUGAUAUGUUUUGGUUGCUUACGUUUUAAUUUCGUUUUAUUCCUACUGAGUAUUUAUUUUACACGGGGAAACUUGCUUUAAUGUUCACCACAUCAGACUCUUUCUCGUUUUUUGCGGCCGUCUGAGCGGACACAGCAGCUGACAGGUGUCUUAACCUUUUACUUCUCGAAUGUUUCAAAUCUUCUCUGAACUUCCUCUGAUUGUUCCUUUUUGUUUUUCUUUUUUUUUAAUUUUCAACAGCAAAUCAAUAAAUCUUGAGAUAAUGUGAUAUUUUUUUGUAAAAACUGGAGCACCCCAACGUGGCGCCGUCCGGUCACAGGGGAGGUCAUAUUUUGGUAAAUAAAUCACACUGAAGAUGUGUAA
Mugil cephalus (flathead mullet) is the source of this 3559-nucleotide messenger RNA. Its product is annotated as zinc finger protein 703-like. The transcript is spliced from 2 exons. Lineage: Eukaryota; Metazoa; Chordata; Actinopteri; Mugiliformes; Mugilidae. The record is from RefSeq and is a predicted model, not a curated record. Gene Ontology annotation, cellular component: nucleus. Gene Ontology annotation, biological process: negative regulation of DNA-templated transcription. Bases 555 to 2363 code for a protein of 602 amino acids.